This is a messenger RNA of Colletotrichum higginsianum IMI 349063, 2994 nucleotides long. Its product is annotated as hydantoinase. The record is from RefSeq and is a predicted model, not a curated record. Gene Ontology annotation, cellular component: cytosol. Lineage: Eukaryota; Fungi; Ascomycota; Sordariomycetes; Glomerellales; Glomerellaceae. The transcript has 5 exons. Bases 1 to 2994 code for a protein of 997 amino acids. Gene Ontology annotation, molecular function: 5-oxoprolinase (ATP-hydrolyzing) activity. Gene Ontology annotation, biological process: glutathione metabolic process.
AUGUCUCUCUACCGCAUCGGCGUCGAUGUGGGCGGCACCAAUACCGAUGCUGCUCUUCUGGACAUCACCGCUGCAGACACGCCGGGUCGCGGCGUGCUCGCCUCCCAUAAAGCCUCGACAACUCCAGACAUCACCAGCGGCAUUGAAGCAGCCAUCCGGACCGUCCUCGAGAAGUCCGCGGUCGACCAAAAGAGGGUUCUCAGCGUAACAAUAGGCACAACUCAUUUCAUCAAUGCCCUGGUUGAGGCCGACACCAGAAGGCUAAGCCGUGUGGCUGUGGUCCGUCUCUGCGGCCCUUUCACGAGACAGAUCCCCCCCUUCUCAGACUUCCCCUCUGGUCUGCACCGCAUCCUCGAUGGCGGAGUCUACUACCUCGACGGGGGGUUGGAGAUUGAUGGCCGGGAGAUUGCGCCCCUCGACCGCGAACAAAUCAGGCGGGCAACGAGAGAAAUCGUGGCCGCAGGAGUCAAGUCUGUAGCCCUUGUCGGCAUUUUCGCACCCCUCGAUCACGCAGGCAUCCAUGAAGAGACGUGCAAAAAGAUCAUCUUGGAGGAGGCCCCUGAUCUGGACGUGGUUUGCUCCCACGACAUUGGCCCCCCGGGUCUUCUUGAGCGAGAAAACGCCACAAUCCUCAACGCGGCCAUCCUCGGGACAGCACGCAAAGUCACCCGCGGAUUCAAGACCGCCGUGGCACGGCUGAAGCUGGCAUGCCCGCUUUAUCUCUCGCAAAACGACGGCACCCUCAUCGACGCCGACACGGCAGCCCGGUACCCCAUCAAGACUUUCGCCAGUGGCCCGACGAACAGCAUGACAGGCGCCGCGUUCCUAGCAGGGUUGGACCGGGUCAAGACCAUGACCACAGAUCCUACAGUGUCUCCUGGAGAAAGGGGCUUGGAGCCUCAGAUCCUGGUCGUGGACAUCGGAGGUACAACGACAGAUGUCUGCGCACUGCUGCCGUCAGGCUUCCCUCGCCAGGCGCCUGGGUUUGUCGAGGUUGGCGGCGUGAGAACGGCUUUUUCCAUGCCGGAAGUCGUGUCCAUUGGACUUGGCGGCGGCAGCAAGGUGGUCGAAACGGAGUCGGGGUUGGGAGACGUAAUGGUCGGACCGGCAUCCGUUGGGCAUUUCUUGACGGCGCAGGCAAGGGUAUUCGGCGGUCCAACGCUUACCGCCACUGACAUUGUGGUCGCUUUAGGCAAAGCCCGGCUGGGUGACGCGAGCCUGAUCAAGGAUUUGCCGAGUUCCACCAUUGACAGUGCAAGGAAAAGGAUCAAAAAGAUGCUCGAGGGCGUCAUCGAACAGAUGAAAGUCUCUGCGGCCCCGGUACACGUUCUCCUAGUAGGCGGCGGUGCUCUCCUCGUUACGGAAGGCUUGGAUGGUGUCGAGAAGUGCAUCCAGCCAAUCCAUCAGGGGGCUGCCAAUGCGGUUGGUGCAGCUAUCGGCAAAGUCUCCGGCGAGGUCGAUGUCAUCGAGAUCCUGGAGGGCCGAGACGAGAAGGCCGUAGUCGCAGCAACGUGCCAGAAAGCCAUCGACAUUGCUGUCCAGAAAGGCGCAGCAGCUCAAGACGUACGGGUCGUCGAGGUCAACAAGAUGCCACUGCAGUACGUCGACAAUGGCGCAAUGAGAAUACAGGUCCGGGCGGUCGGCAAGCUCCGUGUGCCCGAGAAUCCCGACUUGGCCCAAGAAGCCGGGUUCGUCGUCGAGAACGAGCAGGAAGAAGACGAGGCGCCUAAGGAGAGCGUUCCGGAUGCCCUUCAGCCAGUCACGAAGCCUUCACUACACGUUGACCUCGAGAACUACCGACCCAACGUCGAGAGUGGCGCAUGGUAUGUGUCCGAAGUUGACCUUGAGCUGAUAUCGACUGGAUGUGGCGUUCUGGGCACAGGUGGUGGGGGGCCGACUCACCAUGAAUUCCUGAAAAGUCUUCAUGCGCUUCGCACCAGCGAGCCUGGAAAGAUGAGGAUAAUCUCACCCAAGGCACUGUCAGACACUGACAUGGUGUGUUUCGGGUCUUGGUACGGCACUCCAAGCGUCAUCAACGAGAGGAUAGCGGGAGGCAGUGAGAUAUCCAACGGUAUCGACGCCGUAAGGAAGAUCUUGGGCGACGUCCCUCUCGACGGCGUUUUCAUCGAUGAGAUUGGAGGUGGAAACGGACUCAGCGUCUUCCCGACAGGCGUUCACUACGAUAUUCCGGUUGUCGACGGCGACGCCAUGGGCAGAGCGUAUCCUACCAUGUAUCAAGCCACGUUGAGCGUUUACGGCCAUCCGCUGACUCCUUGUGCUUUGUCCGACGCAAGGGGAAAUGUCUCGGUAGUGAUGAAUACAGAUACUCCGGUCCGUCUGGAGCGUUUCCUACGCACGGCGGCCAUUGAGCUUGGACUCGGGUGUGCCGUUUGCGCAAGACCUCUGCCCGGAUCAGCUAUCAAGUCCCACGGCGUUCCCAACACGUUGUCUCAAGCUUGGUAUCUUGGUCGUGCGGUCCACAUGGCGCGGAGAAAGAAAUCGAACCAUGUGGAUGCCAUUUUCAACGUCUGCGCUGGAAAACUCCUCUUCACCGGCAAGAUCGUCGACGUGAGGCGAUACGUUGGCGGUGGCUAUACCAUGGGCAGCGUCCUCAUUGCCCCGUUAGCCGACGAAGACGUGGACUUGGAUGCCCCCAGGUCCGCCUCGGGCAACAGACACAUGCUGAUUCCCUUUCAGAAUGAAUACCUGUAUGCUGCCCUCACAGACUCUGAAGGCUCAGAAAGCAAUCAGGAGGUUAUCUGCACAGUGCCAGACCUCAUCUCCAUCCUCGGUCAGGACGGAGAGGCUGUAGGGUCCCAGGACCUUCGCUAUGGAUUGCGCGUCAGCGUCAUCGCACUUCCAGCCCACCCACUUUGGAAGACUGAAAAGGGUCUGCCUGUGGGAGGGCCAAAGGCGUUCGGGCUGGACAUGCCCUUCGUCGGAGUGGGAGAGUACACGGAACCAAGAAGUGUCAUUGAGGAGUUCGGCCAUUGA